This is a messenger RNA of Lynx canadensis (Canada lynx), 2219 nucleotides long. RefSeq names its product chromosome D4 C9orf85 homolog (gene CD4H9orf85). Lineage: Eukaryota; Metazoa; Chordata; Mammalia; Carnivora; Felidae. The coding region runs from base 282 to 752 and encodes 156 amino acids. The record is from RefSeq and is a predicted model, not a curated record. The transcript is spliced from 4 exons.
GAAGGAAGCGGGAUUCAGAUGCCAGGUUUGAGAGAGAGGUUGCGCGGAGGGGGAUGGGUCGAGACUGGUUAGCAUGGAAGAACCUUGAGGGUUCUGAGGCACCAGAGGAUGUCCUUUGACCGCCUUGAUGAGUCACGUGGACUGACGGGGGCGGGGCGGAAAGGCUGGAUAAGUUCCUUCCGGGUCAGUGACAGAAGCGUGGACUCCGCUGAGUAGUUGCUGGCGUCUUGGUCCGCUCCGCGUCUUCCUCGUAUCAACGCGAGGUGAUUGUGGUUUCCACGAUGAGCUCCCAGAAAGGGAACGUGGCUCGUUCCAGGCCUCAGAGGCACCAGAAUACGUUUAGCUUCAAAAAUGACAAGUUUGAUAAGAGUAUUCAGACCAAGAAAAUUAAUGCAAAGCUUCAUGAUGGAGUUUGUCAGCGCUGUAAAGAAGUUCUUGAAUGGCGUGUAAAAUACAGCAAAUACAAACCAUUGUCAAAGCCUAAAAAAUGUGUUAAAUGUUUACAAAAAGCAGUGAAAGAUUCUUAUCACAUAAUGUGUAGACCAUGUGCCUGUGAACUUGAAGUUUGUGCAAAAUGUGGAAAGAAAGAAGACAUUGUUAUUCCGUUUAAUAAAGAACCAGAAAAGACAGAAAAUCCUGAAAGUAAUCUACAUUCCAACCCUAGAAGUUGCAGAAGAAAUGAAGAAGAAAGUGAUGAUGAUUUAGAUUUUGAUAUUGAUUUAGAUGACACAAAAGACAAUCAAGGGGAUUAAUAUAUUCAAAGUCAGUUUGAAAACAUGAAAUUCCGAACAACUUUUGACUUUUGAGGGUUUUACACAAAAAUACUGUGAAAUCCUAAUGAGAAAAAUAGCAAAAACCUAUAUAGAAAACAGGCAAAAUUCACACAUGGACUAUAUAACUUAUGCAUGAUACUUGGAUAAUUAUGAAACUUUCAUUUAGUGUUUUCUUACAAUACAUUUUUUUAAAAAAGUUUUUUAAUGUUUAUUUUUGAGACAGGGAGAGACAGAGCACAAAUUGGGGAGGGCAAAGAGAGAGGGACACACAGAAUCUGAAGCAGACUCCAGGCUCUGAGCUGUCAGAAUAGAGCCCGACACGGGGCUCGAACUCACAAACUAUGAGAUCAUGACCUGAGCUGAAAUCAGACACCACACCAACUGACUCAGCCACCCAGGCGCCCCUCUUACAAUACACUUUUAAGUAGCAUAUGCCAGAGUACCUGCCAAAGUGAAUAUUAGGUUAUCAUAUUGCAGUUCAAGGGAAUUAUUUAGAAGAAUGUGCUACCUAAUAUCAAACUAAACAAGAUUCAGAAUUGUUACUUGUGUAAGAACUAUCCCAUGGAAAGAUCAGAUGAUAUAACUACAGUGCAAGCUUCAAAAAUUGGUCCUCAGCACCUUUUGAUAGAUUGAUCCCAAGUAAAUGGCCCACAUAACAAAGUCCCUUUACUUAAAGUUUGCUUAUAAAAGACUUGUUAUUUAUUUUUUGUAAUAAUGUUUAAUAAGUGUAUUUAAGCAGUUUUUCUUGAAAGUAUUUUUACAUACUGGAUCACAUUUUUUAACCUUUCUUCUGUUGUGAAAUAUACAUACGGAAAAAAAUAUAUAAAAUACGUAUGUGUAAUUUAAUAAAUAAUUAUAAGAAAAGUCAUACAUCUGUCAUCCAGAUGAAGAAACUACUUUUAAACAAUAUAAAUUAGUUUUGUCUGAUUUUUAGUCUUUUUUAUCUUUUUUUUUUUUUUAAUUUUUUUUUUCAACGUUUAUUUAUUUUUGGGACAGAGAGAGACAGAGCAUGAAUGGGGGAGGAGCAGAGAGAGAGGGAGACACAGAAUCGGAAACAGGCUCCAGGCUCUGAGCCAUCAGCCCAGAUCCUGAUGCGGGGCUCGAACUCACGGACCGCGAGAUCGUGACCUGGCUGAAGUCGGAUGCUUAACCGACUGCGCCACCCAGGCGCCCCUUUUUUAUCUUUUUAUUUUGAAAAAUCUCAAACCCAAGGAAAACAGCAAACUAGUAAAAUGAAACCUUGUGUAUUCUUCCCGUAGAUUCACAGUUGAUCGGUUACAUUUUCAUUAUAUCUCAUUAGGUAUUAGAUACAUAUUUUAUUUCCUGAACCAUUCGAAAAUAAGUGGCAGACAUUGGAUUUGAACUUUAUAUGAACAGACUUAUACAUGCAUGUUAUUUUGUAUCUCUUUAUAAUGAAAUAAAGAACAUGGAUGUGAAAUUGAUCCA